Paracoccidioides brasiliensis Pb18 is the source of this 915-nucleotide messenger RNA. RefSeq lists its product as uncharacterized. Gene Ontology annotation, biological process: spliceosomal snRNP assembly. Gene Ontology annotation, cellular component: SMN complex. Gene Ontology annotation, molecular function: RNA binding; protein binding. The transcript is spliced from 4 exons. Bases 1 to 915 code for a protein of 304 amino acids. The record is from RefSeq and is a predicted model, not a curated record.
AUGCUCCGCGACGGAGUCACUGGGGACUGGAUUGGUACUUUCAUGGGCCACAAGGGCGCAGUGUGGCAGGCUCGCCUUUCAUCAGACGCUACAAUAGCAGCAACUGCAGCGGCUGAUUUCUCUGCCAAAGUUUGGGACACCCACACGGGGGAGUGCUUACACACUCUCCAGCAUGGACAUAUCGUCCGUGCCGUCGCCUUCCCUAUUCAAGCUAACCCCCAGAUUCUCGCAACUGGCGGAAUGGAGAAGAAACUUCGUAUCUUUGAUCUCUCGCAAAGCGGGUCCAGUAGCUCUUCGCCUCCCAUAUCGCCACCCCACGGCUCUAAUGGAGUUGAUGGGGUGAAUAGCAGAUCAGCGGCAACGACGCCCACGACAAGCUUUGAAAUUGGCCCUGGCAUCCACGGUGGCACUAUCAAGUCGAUCAUUUGGAACCAAGAUUACAAUAUCAUCACGACAGCCUGUGAAGAUCGAAAAAUCAGAUGGUGGGAUCUGCGCUCGCGCCUUCCCUUCGUUGAGCAUACCGUUGAUGGUACGAUUGGGAGCUGCGAGCUCAACGCGCUGGCCACGGAGUCGGCCGGGCCGGGAAUCUUGAGUGUUGCUGCGGGAAAGUCUGUCUAUUUUUUUAACGGGGCUCAGCCUGGUUGCUUGUUGAAGAAAGUGGACUUUGAUUACGAGGUUGCGAGUGUUGCUGUCAAUAACAAGUCUGGGAGAUUUGUGACGGGUUCUAUGGGAGACACGUGGGCACGAGUGUACGACUUAGAAUCGGAUGAGGAGCUUGAAGUUCAGAAAGGUCACCAUGGACCGAUAUGGUCUGUAAGUUACUCUCCGGAUGGGAAGGUGUAUGGAACGGGCAGCGAAGACGGUACCAUUAAGCUAUGGAAGGCUUGCAGAGAACCGUAUGGACUAUGGAGAUAA